This is a messenger RNA of Closterium sp. NIES-65, 1089 nucleotides long. NCBI's taxonomy places the organism in Eukaryota, Viridiplantae, Streptophyta, Zygnematophyceae, Desmidiales, Closteriaceae. The record is from the annotation of a GenBank genome assembly.
AUGGACAGCGGUUGUACCCAACACAUGACGAACCAGAAGGAGUGGCUGAGAAAUUUCAGAGCAUCACCGAUACCGUAUGUGCUGUUGGGAGACGAGGGGAAACUUCCUGUGAAAGGGGAAGGAGACCUAGUGCUGCAAAGUGCUUAUGGUGAGGUGAAGUUGGACAACGUGCUGCUAGUGGACAAGCUCACGCUCAACCUCAUUAGCAAAUCGCAGCUGGAUAGUGGUGGAUGCAAAACUUUCAGCGACAAGGGGAGCAUAUGGGUCUUUGGAGCGGAUUGGAAGGUAAUAGCGGAGGGAUCACGCAAGCAAGGGCUGUACGAGAUGAAGCUGCACAAGAAACAGAGUGGGGACAAGGUCACGUACCUGGCUGAACCGGAAGCGGGUAAGGUGGCACGAGAUGAGCUCCGCACCAAGUUCGAAAGGAUGCCGAUCAAGGAGUUGCAGCAGCAGGCGCUUCCUAUGGCAGCAGCAGUGAGCACGGUGGACGUCAACCUGCUGCAUAGGAGGAUGGGGCACGCUGGUCAUUAUCGAAUCAAGGAGCUGAUCAAGAAGAACAUGGCAGCGGGAGUGAAGACCGGAAAAUUCACGGCGACCAAAGAUGUUACCUUCUACGAGCAAGACACCUACUUGGAGUGGAAGGGAUGGAAACAAGGAGCUGUUGCAAAGGAAGCGGCAGCAGCACCAACUCCACUGGAGGAGAUGAUAGAUGGGAGUGAGAAGGAAGGGAUAGGGGCAGCCAAUGGAAGCGGUGACAAUGACGACUACGAAGACCACACUACACCGGGCUUCGACUGGGUAUGGGAGGUGCAGGAGUUGUCCUCACCUUCAACUGCCGUGGAAGAGGGUGAAGAAGAAAAUGAUAAGGGAGAAGAAGCGGGUGACAACGCAACGAAUGAAGCCGGUGAGGAAGAAGCUGAAAUUUCAGAUGUGGAAGAGAGUGUGGCUGAAUCUGCCAGCACGGGGUACUCCGACCCAUGGCGCAUCAUUGACAUGGGGGACAAUGAAAAGGCGGCAGUAGAGAUUGAAGACCUACUUUCGGACGGUGCGAUCGUCAUUGGAAGGGAGAUUGAAGGAGAUUCCGUGUAA